This is a messenger RNA of Peromyscus leucopus (white-footed mouse), 1494 nucleotides long. It is a transcript of the gene Ms4a18, whose product is annotated as membrane spanning 4-domains A18. The transcript has 8 exons. Gene Ontology annotation, biological process: cell surface receptor signaling pathway. Gene Ontology annotation, cellular component: plasma membrane. The coding region runs from base 98 to 1291 and encodes 397 amino acids. NCBI's taxonomy places the organism in Eukaryota, Metazoa, Chordata, Mammalia, Rodentia, Cricetidae. The record is from RefSeq and is a predicted model, not a curated record.
GAAAAGUGACUACUGAACCUUGCCAAGACACAGCAGCUGCAGAAACUGCCAGAGCCUAAAGGAGACAGACUUGCCAGGACUCAAGCAGCUCUACAUCAUGAACAAUGAGGAGAGUGUGUCUGCUGUUAAUAACCCAGAUAAUGUCCAUGUCACCGAGCCUCCAUAUGCUAUGACCCCUGGAAACCAGAAGAAGCCUUUGGAAAGGAAUACUUACCAGGCACCAGCAAAAAUGCUCCGCUUUACAGGGAGUGGAAACUUACAGAACCCAUACUGUGCGGUCCAGCAUCCAGCUGGAAUGACAGGCUUGCAGGCCAAGCCCAGUCGGAUACCAUACUCAGGGGGAACGGCUAAUGUGCAGUGCUCACCAGAAAUAACAACUGCCCCAGGGCCAACAAAGACAGCAAGCCAUCUACAGUGGAACAUGUCCUCUAUGUCCUGUUCUGAAUUUAAUCCCAAGAAAGUCAUAAAUGAAGAUGUCAGAACAUUAGGGGGCAUCCAGAUCAUCAUUGGCCUACUUCAUAUUGUGUCUGCAUUCAACCCUGAACUAUACAGGAAUACUACUGUGCUGGGGUUAUCAGGGUACCUGGUCUGGGGAGGACUGUCUUUUAUCAUCUCUGGAUUCCUCUCAGUCUGGGUUGCAAAGGACCCCAGAAGCUGCCUGGUGAUCACCAACAUCGGCAUGAAUGUCAUCAGUUCCAUCUUCUCCCUUUUGGGCGUCAUUAUUAUCGUUGUAGAUCUGUGUGUUUCCAACGCUGAUGUUAAUUCACUGACGGGUUGUCUGAAGGCAAUCUCUGGGGGUCUCCUCCCCUUUGCCCUCCUGGAAUUCAUCAUCACCUGUAUGAUCUCACAUUUUGGGUGCCAGGCUGCCUGCUGGACCGAUUUUAAGAACAUCUCAACCAUGUUCAGUAACAACACAGUCAACACGUCCAGUGGAUGUAUCAACAUGACCAAUGGACCUGUCAAUACGACUGAUAGACGUGUCAAAAUGACCAAUAGACCUGUCUAUACGACCAAUGGACCUGUCAAUACGACUGAUAGACGUGUCAACAUGACCAAUAGACCUGUCUAUACGACCAAUGGACCUGCCUAUACGACUGAUAGACCUGUCAACAUGACCAAUAGACCUGUCUAUACGACCAAUGGACCUGUCUCUACAACCGAGGGACCAGUCAACAUGACCAAUGGACCUGUCAACAGCACCAGUCCAGACACUGACACCAACAUCCCAGCCCCCAGUAAUGCUCCCCCUGGACACUCAUACAAAGAUAGAGAUGAUCUUGACCAGCAAUAGCUGACAGAAGACCCAUUUCAAUGACAUGGAAGUACCUCUGCAACGGUAGCUUUGCUUCCACAUGAAACAACUGAGACCUUGACCCUGGCAUAACCACUAGGCCAAGAUGAACACCCAUUUUUCCCUCCUCUUCACUCUUAAGCUUCCCUUUGGUUUGCUAUUAAUGUGCUUUUCUAAUUCAUAAAUGUCUCCCUUUGACUCUA